AUGUCUGCUCCUGCCCCCACCUCCCAGACUCCUCAGCUCACCAAGGACGCUUCCGUUGCUGAGCAGCACGCUGCCAACAGCAACGAUGGCUCUCGCUCUCACAACGACCUCGCCGACGACAAGCUCGCCUACCAGGCUUCCGACCGCGAUCUCGAAAGCCACAAUGGUCGUCCCCCCGUCGAGGCCAUCGAGCCUCACCCUCAGGGUGAGCCUGGUCGUGUCAGCAAGGUCUGGCGCUCCAUUCGCACCCACAAGGCUACCCGCGUUGUCCUUGACAUGGCUCUCAUCUCCUUGAUCCUCGGCUGGUGGUUGCCUGGUAUCAUUCGUGAAGAGACUCGCCACCGAUGGGUCAUUACCACUUUCUGGUCUUGGUUCUUCAUUCUUCUCAUUCUCUUCCACAACGACCGAUACAUCUCCAAGAAGCCUUUCGCCAACGCCAUCGAGACUUUCUGGACCAACUGCGUUUCCAAGCCUUGGAGCAUGGUCCCCCACUACGGUCAGAUUGGUCUCGGAUGGCUCGCUCUCCUCGCUCUCUACUUUGGUAGUGCUUUCGGUAUCAAGGAAGUUCCCGAGUCGCGAUACGCCGACCGUGCUCGUUCGCUUUUCGGUCUUUUCCUCAUCAACUGUUUCUUCUACCUCAUCUCGACCCGUCGUGCCGCUAUCAAGCUCCAGCCAAUCUUCACUGGUCUCGGUCUCCAGAUGAUCAUUGGUCUUUUGGUUUUCAAGACUGGCGCUUUCUUCAGCGUCGCUAAGUGGCUCGCCUUCGCCGCUGCAGACUUGCUCGCUCAGGGUCAGCUCGGUGGUGCCGCCUUCUUCUGGGGUGACCUUGCUGGUCAGCACUACUUCUUCAUCGACACUUUGUCCUCGAUUAUCUUCUUCGUUGCGCUUGUCGUCUUGCUUUCGUACCUCGGCGUUAUGUCGUGGGCUAUUCGCAAGUUUGCUUGGUUCUUCUUCAAGUUGAUGGGCAUUUCCGGUGCCGAGGCUGUUGUGGCUGCUGCCUCGCCUUUCAUCGGUCAGGGUGAGAACGCUGUGCUCGUUCAGAGCUUCUUGGACUUGAUGACCAACGCCGAGAUCUUCCAGGUCUUGACCUCUGGUUUCGCUACCAUUGCUGGUUCCGUCUUCCUUGCUUACGUCCAGAUGGGUGUUUCUCCCACUCACUUGAUUACUGCCGCAGUCAUGUCCAUCCCCGCCUCGAUCGCUGCUGCCAAGAUGGUCGUCCCCGAAACCGAAAUUCCCGUUACCGCCGGAUCCGUCAACAUCCAACUCAACGAAAAAGCCGAUGCAGUCGACCCACUCCACGCCUUCUCCAACGGUGCUUGGCUCGGUGUUCGCGUUGCCGCUCUCAUCUUCUGCAACGUACUCUGCAUUGUUUCGCUCCUAUACACUGUCAACGGUCUUCUCACCUACAUCGGUAACUUCUGGACCAUCAACAACCUCACCCUCACCUUGAUCCUCGGCUAUGUCCUUUACCCCUUCUGCUGGUGCAUGGGUGUUCCCAAAGCCGAACUUCUUCGUGUCGCUCAGCUCCUCGCUACUAAGAUCGUCGCAAACGAGUUCGUCGCUUACGCUGACCUCGCAAAGAUCAAGACCAGCGCCAACCCUCUUUCGGACCGAUCGGUGCUGAUUUCCAACUUCAUGCUUGCUGGAUUCGGUAACAUUGGCUCGCUCGGUAUCAACAUCGGUGUGCUUUCCGGUUUGGCUCCUAGCCGUGGUGGUGCAAUUGCCCGAUUGGCUCCUUUGUCGUUGGCCACCGGUAUCCUUGUUACCUGCUCGAGCGCUUGCAUUGCUGGUGUCCUCGGUACCAAGUAA
This is a messenger RNA of Ustilago hordei, 1809 nucleotides long. RefSeq lists its product as uncharacterized. The transcript has a single exon. Bases 1 to 1809 code for a protein of 602 amino acids. Lineage: Eukaryota; Fungi; Basidiomycota; Ustilaginomycetes; Ustilaginales; Ustilaginaceae. The record is from RefSeq and is a predicted model, not a curated record. Gene Ontology annotation, cellular component: membrane. Gene Ontology annotation, molecular function: symporter activity; nucleoside transmembrane transporter activity. Gene Ontology annotation, biological process: nucleoside transmembrane transport.